AUGUUCCACCCUCAGGAGAAUGCAUCCCAGCCUCUGGAGAAGAUGUCCCAUCUUCUGGAGAACAUAUCCCACCCUCUGGAGAUGUUCCACCCUCAGGAGAACCUAUCCCACCCUCUGGAAAAGGUGUCCCAGCCUCAGGAGAAUGUAUCCCACCCUUUGGAGGAGAUGUCCCACCCUCAGGAGAAUGUAUCCCAGCCUCUGGAGAAGGUGUUCCACCCUCUGGAGGAGAUGUUCCAUGCUCUGGAGGUGUCCCAAUCUCUGGAGAACAUAUCUCACCCUCUGGAGGAGGUAUUCCACCCUGUGGAGGUGUCCCACCCUCUGGAGAACGUAUCUCACCCUCUGGAGAACGUAUCUCACCCUCUGGAGCUGUCCCACCCUGUGGAGAAGGCUUGUCCUCUGCACCAUUUCCUACCUGGAAUUCUUGGAGGAUUUGCCCACCCAGUGCUGGAUAUGAGCGAGCAGAGCCACGCUGCCAGCCUGGAGCUGAGCCUGAGUGAAAAGCAGAACAUCAGAGCCAGCUGUGCCAUGGGCACGGAGCGGGGCAGGCUGGGCAGCCUGACCGUGUUCAGCAAGGAGGAUUUCGAGGAUGAGUGGCUGCGAGUGGCCAGCGGGGGCUUUGGCCACGUGUACCAGGUGAAGCACAGGAGGUGGAGGACGGUCUAUGCUGUGAAGUGCUCCCCGUACCUGCUGCAGGACUCCAGCAUGGACAGGACCAGCAUGAACUGUCUAAUGGAGGAGGCCAGCAAGAUGGAGAAAAUCAAAUUCCAGCACAUUGUCACCAUCUACGGGGUGUGCAACAGCCCCCUGGGGAUAGUGAUGGAAUACAUGGCCAGGGGCUCCUUGGAGAGAAUCCUCCCCACCCACAGAAUGUCCUGGCAGCUGAAAUUCAGGGUGAUCCAUGAGAUGGGCUUGGCCAUGAAUUUCCUGCACAGCAUGAGCCCUCCCCUGCUGCACCUGGAUCUGAAGCCAGGGAAUGUCCUCCUGGAUGGGAACAUGCACGUCAAGAUCUCUGACUUUGGGCUGUCCAAGUGGAUGGAGCAGUCCAGCAGGAUGCAGUACAUCGAGAGCUCAGCUCUGAGGGGCACCCUGAGCUACAUCCCCCCCGAAAUGUUCCUGCAGAACAGCAAGCCCCCGGGGAUCAAGUACGAUGUGUACAGCUUUGGCAUUGUCAUCUGGGAGGUGCUCAUGCAGAAAAAGCCUUACACAGGAGCCAACAUGAUGGCCAUCAUCGUGAAGGUGGCGGCAGGGAAGAGGCCAGGGCUGGAGCUCGUCAGGGACGACUGGCCCGGGGAGUGCCACCAGAUGGUGGACCUGAUGAAGAGGUGCUGGGACCAGGACCCCAAGCAAAGGCCCAGCUUUGCAGAUAUCCCUGUGGAGACCGACGUGCUGCUGGCUCUGAUCCAGAGCCUGGUGCAGGACCCGGAGAACGAGCGCCUGGUCAGGAAGAUGUCCCACAAACCGGCCAUCUCCAGGAGCCAGCAGGGUGACAAAGAGGAGUUCACCUUCCCUCGAGACACCAGGAGUGGGGGAAAGGACCCGCAGGAGGUUCCUGUCCCACCUCCACAUGUGGAGGCUGGCACCCCAGAGGAGCUGUGCCCCGAGGAGCUGGGCAGGGUGCAGGAGAACGGCCUGACCCCGCUGCACCUGCAGGCCGCGGGCUUCGGGCACGUGGGCCUGGUCAAGCUGCUGGCCAGCCAGGGGGCCGACCUGGAGAGGAAGCAGAAGAACCUCAGGACGCCGCUGCACGUGGCUGUGGAGAGGGGCAAGUUCAGGGUGGUGCAGUACCUGCUGAAGAACGGCAUCUCCGUCAACAGCCUGGACCAGAACCACUACAGCGCCCUGCACCUGGCUGUGGCCAGGGGCAAGUACCUGAUCUGCGAGAAGCUCAUCAAGUAUGGGGCCAAUGUGGAGCUGAGGACGGACAAGGGCUGGACCCCCCUGCACCUGGCCUCCUUCAAGGGGCACAUCGAGAUCAUCCGGCUGCUGAAGGGCAGCCGCGCCCGGCUGGACGCCAAGGGCGGCAUGGACUGGACGCCGCUGCACCUGGCCACGCGCUACGGGGACGAGCCCGUGGUCAGCGAGCUGCUGCGCUGCGGGGCCGACCCCAACACGGCCGAGCGGUCCCGCUGGGCCCCCCUGCACUUCGCCGUGCUCAGGGGCUCCUUCCUCAGCGUCAUCAACCUCCUGGAGUGCCGGGCCGACGUCAACGCCAGGAACAAGGUGGGCCGGACCCCGCUGCACCUGGCCGUGCUCAAGGGCAACCUGGCCAUUGUGAAGACCCUGCUGAAGGCAGGGGCCCUGCUGGACGUGGAGGACAUCACGGGGUGCACGGCCCUGCAGCUGGCCGUGAGGCACCAGAGGGAGAACAUCAUCACCCUGCUGCAGGGCAAGGAGGCCUCGGGCAGCAAAGCUGGCAAUAGGACUCUGAACGAAGUGAAGGUGCCCAGGCUCAUCCCAGGAAGGACAGAUCUGUAAAUUCACCAGCUCUAAAAUCUGGAGCAUGAGCUUUCCCAAGCUUUCCCGUUCACGUUUAAUGCCUCAAAGCACCUUGUCCUGUCCCCUGCUGAUUGCAGGAAAAUAUUUGCCCUUUUUAAAUUGACGUUUUUAAGUGUGAACACUCAGAGAGUAAAAGAAAAUGAAGUUAUUUGAUGACAAGGUCUUUUCCAAGCUUGUAGAGCGUUUUGGCUUGGUUAUACUCUAUUCAGUGCUUUCCUACUGAAUCCUUCCUGAGCAGGGAUUUAUGCACCCCCUGUUCAUGCAGGCAGUGCUGAAGCUGUGCACAGCACACACAGCUUUUAUUGCUUUCAUUCCAUGUUUUCCUACAGAGAAAAUUGGUGUAAAAUGGCCCUGGCACAGGUGGGAAUUGAAUCGUGAGAUUCUCACCUGCUGCUGGCACAGCAAUGUGUCAGAUUUCCUGACAUCUCCUUUCUGUAACAAGAAUGAAAUACAACAAGGCAGGGAGGAAAAAUCACUGCUAGAGAGUAUUGAAAUGGAUGCAGCACAGGGAACAGAAAUUCCAGAAUUAUCACACACGAGAUCUGGCUGCUUGCAGGUCAAGGUUUGAGUCGUGUCUCUGGGGGGAAAUAAUUCCUGGUUUCCUUCAGGAGGAUGUUCCAGGGCUCAAUCAGCCCUGUGAAAAACAUCUUCUUGUGGGAUUUGAUUCGCUGGUGACAGUGAGAGCCCUGGUGUGCAGCUCUGACAGCCCUGCUGUGACUCCUGAGUCCCCAAACGUGCCUGCUGGGAGGGUGACUUGUCAUGGCCUUCAGCUGGGAAGAGGCUGAAAUAGAAACAAACAACCCCAGCUCUGCAGGGGAGCUGUUGUUGCCUGAUAACGUGAGAUUAAAUGGGUUAAAAAGAGGGGUUAAAAAGCCAAACCUCUGCUAAUGCGGUUUUCAUUUUAUAUUAACUUAAGGUAUUGAUGUGUAUUGUAUUCAAACCCAGUUUUUCACGAUGCUUUGGCAUCAGAGCCUUUAGAUAUCAUUUAAAAUAAAUUGUAAUGAAAUGAUUCAUUUUUAACAUUUGCCGUUGGUGAAGUGGGGAGCUGGGCAGGUUAUGAAAUGAAAUGCUGGUGACAUUUUGGCUUGCAGAGAGUGUAAAAAAUUGACUUUUUUACUGCAACCACAAAAAAAAACCCCAAAAAUCUUGGCAUUUCCCUUAUUUACGUGCUUGUGAUAUUCCCUAAUUUUCUCCAAGGAGGAAAGGCCUGGCUGGAGGAAUUCUUGGGAUGCUCAGACCUUCCUGUGCAGCUCCUU
Messenger RNA from Zonotrichia albicollis (white-throated sparrow), 3752 nucleotides. The record is from RefSeq and is a predicted model, not a curated record. Lineage: Eukaryota; Metazoa; Chordata; Aves; Passeriformes; Passerellidae.